CUCGCCAGGCUGGCUGGCUGGCUGGCUAGCGUUUGGCGGUGUGGUGUGGUGUGUGCGGUCGGACUGUGGUUGUGUUUCAGGUCUGGUCGUGUUGAUAACGACACACUUUGGACGCAUUUCAUCUUGGAGAGAUGGGAAUUUUGGAGAAAUGUCUCUAAAAGAAAUUGCCCUAACACUGCUCGCCCUGUUCGGGUUAGUGGCAGUCGGUAAUGCUCUACGUUGUAACUGCACGAACUGUGAGAAGACCAGCUAUGAGUGUGAAACGGAUGGCGCCUGCAUGGCCUCCACAUACUUCAACCAGGGGAAAGAGCAACACGUACGCAUUUGCAUCGACCGGGACAACCUGGUCCCCCCUGGACAACCUUUCUACUGUCUGAGUGCGGAAGGCCUGCUCAACACACAUUGCUGCUAUGUAGAUUACUGUAACAGUAUUGAAGUCCCUGUCCCAACAAAAGAGGGGGACUGGUCAGUCUCAUCAAGCUCCUGGGGGCCGGUGGAGCUGGUGGCGGUCAUCGCAGGGCCGGUGUUCCUUCUCUGUGUGCUGCUUAUGGUCGGCGUGUUCCUGUUCCAGUAUCACCAGAGGGCCUAUAGCCACAGGCAGAGGCUGGAGGUAGAGGACCCAUCAUGUGACCAUCUGUACUUGGCCAAGGACAAGACCCUGCAGGACCUCAUCUAUGACAUGUCCACCUCCGGAUCAGGCUCUGGUUUGCCCCUGUUUGUGCAGCGGACGGUGGCUAGGACCAUCGUGCUGCAGGAGAUAAUAGGAAAGGGUCGUUUUGGUGAGGUGUGGAGAGGGAAGUGGAGGGGAGGAGAUGUGGCGGUGAAGAUCUUCUCAUCCAGAGAGGAGCGCUCCUGGUUCAGAGAGGCUGAGAUCUACCAGACAAUCAUGCUGCGGCACGAAAACAUCCUGGGAUUCAUUGCAGCAGACAAUAAAGGUGAGGAAGAUUGUGGGCUGUCUGGAAACCACCCAUGUAAUAAGAAAGUAACCGUAAAAAUAAGUCCUACUGUACAUGUAAAUUGCACAUUCUUUUUUUGUGUGUGCUUUCUUUCAGACAAUGGAACAUGGACUCAGCUGUGGCUGGUGUCAGACUAUCAUGAGCACGGCUCUCUUUUUGACUACCUGAACCGCUACUCUGUCACCAUCGAGGGCAUGAUCAAACUGGCACUGUCAGCUGCCAGCGGCCUAGCACACCUACACAUGGAGAUCCUCGGCACUCAGGGUAAGCCUGGCAUUGCUCACCGUGACCUCAAGUCUAAAAAUAUCCUGGUUAAGAAGAACGGCAUGUGUGCCAUAGCUGACCUCGGCCUGGCAGUCCGCCACGAGUCAAUCACAGACACAAUCGAUAUAGCACCGAACCAGCGCGUGGGCACAAAGAGGUACAUGGCUCCAGAAGUCCUGGACGAAACCAUCAACAUGAAACACUUUGAUUCCUUCAAGUGUGCUGACAUCUACGCGCUGGGCCUGGUGUACUGGGAGAUUGCACGCCGCUGCAACGCAGGAGGUAUCCACGAGGAGUACCAGCUGCCCUACUACGACCUCGUGCCCUCUGACCCCGCCAUAGAAGAGAUGAGGAAGGUGGUGUGUGACCAGAAACUGAGGCCCAAUGUGCCCAACUGGUGGCAGAGCUACGAGUCACUGCGUGUGAUGGGGAAGAUCAUGAGGGAGUGCUGGUAUGCCAACGGAGCAGCCAGACUGACCGCACUGCGCAUCAAGAAGACCCUGUCUCAGCUCAGCGUGGAGGAGGACGUCAAGAUGUGAGCGGCGAAAAGGUGUGCUGGAGACGCACAACCAGACCUCCACCCUCAUAGGAAACAAACACUAAAGACAGACUGCAAAUGAAAACCCUGCCAGUUUUAAAGCCACACUCCAAGUUGUGACGAGGCCUACCUCACCUUUUUAGCCAAAACUACUGAGAAUCACCCGUCCCCUCUUGACUUUUCUCUCGCCCCGCCUCCCUUUCCUCGUGUGUCUCCGCCCCCCUGUUCCCAUUCAACCUCCCCUUCACCAUGGGCCGCAACACUACAGCACUACCACUGUUAAUAUCCCACUCAACCUUUUUCUGUUUUCAUUUCCCAUGGCAGGAAUUAUUACUAUUGUACAGUGACAGGAUUUUAAUUUUUACCUCUCUGAAGUGUGUGUGUGUGUGUGUGUGUGUGUGUGUGUGUGUGUGUGUGUGUGUGUGUGU
Molecule: messenger RNA, 2186 nt
Organism: Perca flavescens (yellow perch)
Lineage: Eukaryota; Metazoa; Chordata; Actinopteri; Perciformes; Percidae
Gene: acvr1ba
Product: activin A receptor type 1Ba
Exons: 8
Coding region: 149-1759 (536 amino acids)
Biological process (GO): cellular response to growth factor stimulus; cell surface receptor protein serine/threonine kinase signaling pathway; protein phosphorylation
Cellular component (GO): signaling receptor complex; plasma membrane
Molecular function (GO): transmembrane receptor protein serine/threonine kinase activity; ATP binding
Source: RefSeq, a predicted model, not a curated record